AUAAUUGCCCUGGGUACGCAGUACUCGGCAGAAAACUCGAGAGGUUUCACCAACGAUACUUUUUUCUCCCUGUUUUGAAUUUCCUGCUGGAAAGUGGAAACAGAAAGGGAAAGACUGGGUUUAGACUUUCAGAUAACCUCCUCACACCAGGAGGCUAUACGGACAACGGACAGACACACUGGGCGCAUACCAACGCAAGCCGCUCACAGUCAACAGCUCGAGGAUUCACCAGGUGUUUCUUUGAAAAAUUGGGAAGCAAGCCGACGCCUAAACGUUAAACGGGCUGGUCUGGUCCGUCUGAAGAGAAAAGGAGCUGGAUACGUGCUCAACUUCCAACAAACAAAGUACAGGAAGUGACUGGCAUUGUCCUCGGUAGGGAAGUAUGAAGAUGCUGCUGGCUGGCCUCGCUGUUCUGCAGCUGUGUCUUACUCCAGCACUGCUACAGGUGCCCAGUGGAGACUACUGGGAGGAGUGGGGGGCGUACGGGGAGUGUAGCAGGAGCUGUGGAGGGGGCGUCACCACGAGGUCCAGGAGGUGCAUCACCCUCAGGACGGACGGGGGGAACAACUGUGUCGGCCCAGAGAAGUCCUACCGCUCCUGCAACAUCCAGGACUGCCCAGAGGGCUCCAGGGACUUCAGAGAGGAGCAGUGCUCUCAGUUCGAUGGAACUGACUUCCAGGGGAAGCGCUACAAGUGGCUGCCUCACUAUGGAGCGGAGAACCCGUGCGAGCUGAACUGCAUGCCUCGCGGCGAGAACUUCUUCUACCGCCACCGCACCGCUGUGGUGGACGGCACGCCAUGCCACCCUGGACGCAGGGACGUGUGUGUGGGCGGAGUCUGCAAGCGCUUGGGCUGUGACAACAUGCUGGAGUCUCCCCAGCAGGAGGACCCCUGCCUGCAGUGCGGGGGAAGCGGACAGUCCUGCUACCCAUCCAGGAGCUCCUUCACUGUGCGUGACCUGCCCAGAGGCUACAACCAGGUGGUGAUCAUUCCUGUGGGCGCCACCACCAUCAGCAUCAGGGAGACGGUCCCCACUCGCAACUACCUGGCCAUUAAGAACCUGCGAGGGGAGUACUACCUCAAUGGCCACUGGGUAAUUGAGUUUUCCCGCGCCACCCCCAUCGCUGGCACCAUGCUGUACUACCAAAGGGGUGCAGAGGGAGACAUGACUCCUGAGACCAUCAUCGGCCGGGGCCCCACCACAGAGCCUCUCGUCAUCGAGCUGAUCGUCCAGGAGCCCAACCAGGGGGUGGAGUUUGAGUACUACCUGCCCCACGGGCGCUCCAGACAGGGCUACUACUGGAGCCACGGCUCCUGGUCCUCCUGCAGCAUGGAGUGUGGAUCAGGGUACCAGUCUCGUCUGGUCUUCUGUGCCAUCGACAACGAGGCCUACCCCGACUACCUGUGCUCCUCGCUGCCCCGCCCGCUCAGCAACCGCACCUGCAACCCGCAGCCCUGCCCGCAGACACACAGGAUGGCGUACCUGUACCCGCCACACAUGUGGAGGCCCUCAGAGCAGCCCAGACCAUAUGUGUUCAGCUGGGAGAUGGGCUCGUGGAACCCGUGCUCGGUGUCGUGCGGCGGGGGCUCCCAGGUGCGCAGCGUGCAGUGCGUGUCCCACGAGGCGGCCGGGCCGCGCGUGGUGGAGGACGCCGUCUGCGCCGCCUACUCCCAGGCCCCGCCCACCCUGCAGACCUGCAACAUGCGGCGCUGCGCCGAGUACAGAGCCGGAGCGUGGAGCCAGUGCUCGGUGACGUGCGGCGCGGGGCUCCAGAGCCGGGAGCUGCUGUGCGUGGGCUCGGGGGGUACGAGGCUGGAGGACGUGGCCUGCUCCGCCCUGCCGCGCCCCACCCUCAGCCAGGCCUGCACCCUGGCCGCCUGCCCCGUACACAUCGGCUGGCACGUCGGAGACUGGGGACUGUGCUCUAAGAGCUGUGGCACCGGCCUACGUGAGCGCCAGGUGAUCUGCUCCGACAGAGAGAGGAACCUGUACCCUGUGGAGCGUUGCAGCGCCUACCCCAAACCCUCCACUGUGGAGGGCUGCAACGACCAGCCCUGCUACAGCCCCCAGGUGGUCCCCAGCAUGCAGGACCCAAGAGGACAUGACAACACCCAGCUAGGAUUCCAUCCCUACGUACCUGACCACUCAACAGUCCCCAGACCGGAGCCCGCCGGCCCCCAGACCAACACGGUGUACGACCCCCACAGCCUGGCCCCGGCCCUGCACUGCAGCCAGACCUACUACGGCUGCUGCCCCGACGGACGCUCCUCCGCCAGGGGCCCGCUGGGCCAGGGCUGCACCCAGAGCCCCCCCCUGACCCCUGCCCAGCCCUCCUGCACCUCCUCCAGAUAUGGGUGUUGCCAGGAUGCGGUGACCUCAGCACAGGGAGCCAAUCGGGAGGGCUGCCAGGAGUACCGCCCCGCCCCCACGUCUGCCCCCACCCUCCCAGCUGAGAACAGUGUCCAGUGUCGCCUGACCGCCUACGGAUGCUGUUACGACCGCACGACCUCCGCUGGAGGGCCCAACGGAGAAGGCUGUCCCAACCCCCCCAGUGGCAUUGAGCGCUCCACCUGCUCCCUGCCCCGGGCGGCCGGCUCCUGUGCCGGCUGGACACCCCGCUACCACUACGACGUCCUCACCGCCCGCUGUGUCCACUUCUGGUUCGGCGGCUGCCACGGCAACAACAACAACUUCCUGUCCCGCGCCGAGUGCCAGAGGUCGUGCCAGUCGGCCUCGCCCAGCCAGCUCGCCCCCCGGCCCGCCACCCCCUCCAGAGGGGGGGCCACCCCCUCCGGUGGGGCGCCCACCCCCGACACCUCCACCCCGGGCCGUGGGCGUGACACGGGCAGCGUCCAGCCCGGCUCCAGUGGCAGACUGGGCACCAACGCUGCCACCCACGCCCACCGCGCCCGGGUCCACCUGCGUCCUCGCCGGCCCGUGGCCGUCCAGCAGACCCUCCCUGCCGCCAGCCUGACCAGUCCAGGGGUGAGUAUCGACAAGUCGGACCCGUCCUGGGUGGAGGGCCUGGCGGGCCAGACAGUGGUGCUCCCCUGCCGCGUCAGCCCUCCCCCGUCCUCCAGCGUCGUGGUGGAGUGGAGGAGAGACGGCGUUCCCCUCCCGGCCCACAGGCAUAAUCAGCAACCUAACGGUUCCCUAUUGGUCGGUCCUCUCACAGUGGCUGACUCUGGUUGGCUGCUUUGUGUUGCGACGCGGGACCGGGCCCGUGAAAGAGACCAUCGCUACAUCUACCUGUCUGUCUCUGAGGGUAUCCCCCAGGAUGACAGGCCAGGAACAGGAGUCUCCCAGCCUCUACACCCUCAGCCUCCCCGCCAGCCAUCCAUCAGGUUCAGCAUCGAUCGCUCUGGCUCGGCCCAGCUGGAGGGCAGGGCAGGGGGGACGGUGAGGCUGGCCUGCAGGGUGCUCCCAGCCUCGGCCCUGCCCUCGGUCAGCCUGCAGUGGACCAGGGACGGCCUGCCCCUCACCUCUCCCAGGCACUCCCAGCACUCGGACGGCACCCUGGUGAUUGGCCAGCUGAGCACGCAGGACUCGGGGACGUACACCUGCACGGCCUCCACUCACCAGCACCUGGAGCAGAGGCAGCUGCUGCUGCGUGUCCACGGCGACCUCAUCACCACGGCGCCCAACAACCUGCAGGUGGCGCAGGGCGACACGGCUCGUCUGCCCUGCGUCGUAUCCGGGGACAACGUCAGCGUGGGCUGGUCCAGAAACGGCGUCCCCGUGCGCGCGGACGGUCGUAACGUCCAGACGUCCCCAGACGGGAGUCUGAUCCUGAACAACGUCCAGCUGUCAGACGAGGGCUCGUACACCUGCAACGCCUACGUGGGGACCUACUCCGUCAGCGCCACGGCCGAGAUCCGCGUGUCCAAGCCCUCGCAGCGAGACCAGGAUGCGGAGGUGGGCGUGCCAGCGGAGUGCGUGGACCAGCCCGACCUGGCCAACUGUAACCUCAUAGUGUACGCCCGGCUGUGCAACAACCCCUACUACGCCAGCUUCUGCUGCGCCAGCUGUGCCCGCCACGCUCAGGGGGGCUCCAGGGGCCGCCGGACGGGGUAGGGUGCCCAGGGCUGAUGCAUUGUGGGAAGGAGUGGGAGGCCAAAGGGGGGGUCCUUCCUGAGGACUUCCGAACCUGCACAGAUCCCAGAACCUCCCGUCGCUGGUACCAAGACUGACAUGCUGACACUGUUCUGUCUGUUCAGUCUGGUGUUUCAUCUAACUGGGACGAUCCACAUUAGUGUGUCUGUCCUGGUAGAAAUGUUCAAUCAAGGAGACAUGCCUGUUGUUGUUGUUCAGGGAAUAUUUUGUACUGUUCUUAUAUUCAGUUUCAUGUCCAGUUGAAACCACUACUUGGGAAGCAUCACUUAAGCUGGGUGGAACUGGUGCAUAGUAAUGAACACACACACAGACACACACACACAGACACACACACACACACACAGACACUCUUCCGCUGGAUCUGUCAAACCUGUAGGGUGCUACAGGUGCUCUAGUCUAAACUGAAUCAGUUGCUUUUUUGUUCUUUGAAUUUGUUCUGAGAAACUAAAGAUUUUGUUAAACUAGCUUGCAUCACUCCAUUUGACCUACCAGGGGAAUUCAGUUUAUUUGCUGUUUCAUCACUUUAAAUCAAUAUUUGCUGGGAACAUAAUGAUACAAAUGAUCUAGUCCCAGCUCAGAAUGACUGUAAUUUCACAGUUUUCAUCCUUUCAUUACUCUGUAAUUAUUGUGAAAUAAAAUAAUAUUUU
This is a messenger RNA of Osmerus eperlanus (European smelt), 4761 nucleotides long. RefSeq names its product papilin a, proteoglycan-like sulfated glycoprotein (gene paplna). NCBI's taxonomy places the organism in Eukaryota, Metazoa, Chordata, Actinopteri, Osmeriformes, Osmeridae. The record is from RefSeq and is a predicted model, not a curated record. Gene Ontology annotation, cellular component: extracellular matrix. Gene Ontology annotation, molecular function: metalloendopeptidase activity; serine-type endopeptidase inhibitor activity. Gene Ontology annotation, biological process: extracellular matrix organization; proteolysis. The coding region runs from base 383 to 4075 and encodes 1230 amino acids. The transcript has 28 exons.